UCGCCGCUUCUGUGUCGUCUUGUGUGCAGAUUUGAUUCGUUCAGUUAGUCUGGUGACUGAGAAAAACACUAACGACAGCAGGUUUGAGGCUCUCCUCUGUGCGGACAGAAGUUACCAGAAUAGUCGCGGUGCUCGGCUCGACAUGGCCAGUCGGAAGCGGCCGCUCGAAGUGGCUGAAAACAGCUUCAGGACGCCGGAGAAAAGAGUGUCUGAUGUCCCGCAGUCAGACUCGGACUACGGUCGGUGGGGAGUGGAGGAAACCUGCCAGUUUCUGCGGAGAGAAGGUCUCCAGCAAUGGGAGGAUAAAUUUCGAGAACAAAAAAUCACCGGUGUCGGGGUGCGAUAUGUCACAGAAGCUCACCUGGAGAAGAUGGGUGUCAAACUCCUUGGUGACCGCCUUCAUAUCCUACACAGUCUGAGGAAGCUCUGGCAGAUAGAAGCUGAGUCAAACAAGGUCUUUAAUGAUCCCAUCCAUGGACACAUAGAGCUACACCCUCUUCUCAUCCGAAUCAUAGACACACCUCAGUUCCAGAGAUUGCGAAACAUCAAGCAGCUUGGUGGGACCUACUUUGUUUUUCCUGGAGCAUCCCACAACCGCUUUGAACACAGCAUUGGGGUGGGGUACUUGGCUGGUCGACUUGUCCAAGCUCUCAACGUGAGGCAGCCAGAACUCCUAAUCUCUCAACGAGACAUCCUCUGUGUGCAGAUCGCUGGUCUUUGUCAUGACCUGGGUCACGGGCCCUUCUCCCAUUUGUUUGAUGGGCUGUUCAUUCCCAAAGCUCGACGAGACAUUACAUGGAGGCAUGAACAAGCCUCCCUGGACAUGUUUGACUACCUGGUGAAGGAUAAUGAGCUGGAACCAGUGAUGAAGAAGCACGGACUGGUGCUGCCAGAGGACAUGGACUUCAUCAAAGAGCAAAUUGCUGGACCGCUGGAUCCCAGUCCUUUGCAAAGUAGCAGGUGGCCAUACAAAGGGCGCCCAGCAGAGAAAUCGUUCCUCUAUGAAGUAGUGGCCAAUAAAAGAAAUGGCCUUGACGUGGAUAAGUGGGACUACUUUGCCAGGGACUGUUACCACUUGGGAAUCCAGAAUAACUUUGACCAUCGCCGCUUCCUGAAGUUUGCCAGAGUGUGUGAAGUGGACGGUCACAAGAACAUUUGCACGAGAGACAAGGAAGUUGCAAAUUUGUAUGACAUGUUCCACACGAGAAACUGCCUCCACAGAAGAGCCUAUCAGCACAAAGUGUGCAACGUCAUAGAAGCCAUGAUCACAGAAGCCUUUUUAAAAGCAGACCCACACAUCAAGAUUGAAGGUUCAGAUGGAAAGAUGUUUUCAAUCUCCACAUCCAUUGAUGACAUGGAGGCUUACACCAAACUGACGGAUCACAUUUUUGAGCAAAUACUCAACUCUUCUUCAGUGGAGCUGAGUGAAGCCAGGCAGAUUUUACGCAACAUCAUCCAUCGACGCCUCUACAAAUGUGUGGGCCAAACCCACGCAGAGAAACACAUAAAUGUCACCCAGGAUGUAAUUCACAGCUGGAAAGAACAGUUGUCUAGUUUAUGCAGCCAAGAUGUCAGUUUGGAACCAGAAGACUUUGAAGUUAAUGUCAUCACUAUGGACUACGGGAUGAAAGAAAAGAACCCCAUUAACAGUGUGCGUUUCUAUUCCAAAAAUGACCCUACCAAAGCCUACCAGAUACGCAAGAACCAGGUGUCCAAGCUUCUCCCAGAAUACUUUGCUGAGCAGCUGAUCAGAGUCUACUCUAAGAAGAGAGAUGAGAGGAUUCUAGAGGUGGCCAGGAAGUCCUUUGUCCAGUGGUGCAUGAUCAUGAACUUCACAAAGCCUCAGGAUGGAGACAUAAUUGCACCUGAGCUCACCCCUCUGAAAGCCAGCUGGUCAGUGAACAAUGAAAAUGAGGACAGCGAUGAGCAUGUCUCCAGAGCUACAAACUCGUACAACCUAAACAGACAAAACCGAGCCAAAAAUCGGCUUUUCAAGUAACAGAAUAAACUUCCCAUCAUUGGGUAGUUGGUGAGAUGGUGUUUUGCUGUGAGGCGAAUGUCCUGAUGAGUGCAGUAAACCAGAAAACAUGGUGUUUGUAAAUGGCAGUGGCUAUCCGUACGUAGCUGUAUUAAACAUACGCAAUUCAGUUCGUACGUAGUUCUUCUGAUUGGGCAAUCUGUCACAUGAAUGAGACGCUGUGUGCCUUUACGUCUGUAUGAGGAUUGUUAAAAAAUAAAAAGAUUGGGAUUCAAAGCUGGCUCAGAGGUCCUACACCCCACCACUUACACCACAGCAUCUCACACUUUGCAGUGGGUCAUAGCUUGAUGUCAUCAUACAUGCAAGGGGAAACUUUAAACCAGUCUUAAAAUGUAACCUCGAGCCAUGACCCCUAACACAGCUAUGCUACAUACAAAGAGAAUUUUGCUUCAUUACAGCUAUGUACUGAUUGCCGCUAAAUAAAAUGAAAAAAGGGGGUGAGGGGUCUUUGUGU
Thalassophryne amazonica is the source of this 2492-nucleotide messenger RNA. RefSeq names its product SAM domain and HD domain 1 (gene samhd1a). The record is from RefSeq and is a predicted model, not a curated record. The coding region runs from base 143 to 1999 and encodes 618 amino acids. The transcript is spliced from 16 exons. NCBI's taxonomy places the organism in Eukaryota, Metazoa, Chordata, Actinopteri, Batrachoidiformes, Batrachoididae. Gene Ontology annotation, cellular component: nucleus. Gene Ontology annotation, molecular function: protein binding; dGTPase activity. Gene Ontology annotation, biological process: defense response to virus; regulation of innate immune response; dGTP catabolic process.